GUUCCGGUCGGGCCGUCGGCCCGGCAGGGGAGGGUGGUCAGGCCGCUUCCCGUCCCGCCCCGCCUGGCGCGGUUCUGGCUGAGCGGCGGCAUGGAGAAGCUGCGGCGGGUGCUGACCGGGCAGGACGACGAGGAGCAGGGACUGACGGCGCAGGUCCUUGAUGCCUCAACACUCAGCUUUGGUACUCGUAUCAGAUGGUUUGCCAUAUGUUUUAUUGCUGGCAUUGCGUGUUCUGUGCUUGGAACAGCAUUGCUAUGGCUCCCAAAAGGGAUCAAACUUUUUGCAGUUUUUUACACCCUGGGAAAUAUUGCUGCGUUAGCCAGUACCUGUUUCCUGAUGGGGCCAGUGAAACAAUUGAAAGCAAUGUUUGAGCCAAAAAGAUUGAUAGCUACAAUUGUGAUGUUGCUUUUCCUAGUAUUGACUCUGUGUGCUGUAUUCUGGUGGAACAAAAAAGGUUUGGCAGUGUUAUUCUGCAUAUUGCAGUCCUUGGCAAUGACGUGGUAUAGCCUCUCGUAUAUUCCUUUUGCAAGGGAUGCUGUGAUCAAAUGCUUCUCAUCCUGUCUGGCAUAAAUUAAAAGCAGAAACCACUAUAUUCUUGAAAAGUCAACUUUUAUUCUGCUGUGGAAUUUUGCUGGGAAAACUACACUUUUCCACUCAUGAACUACUCAGUAGAAGUACCCAGUUUGGUAAUUUCCUUGUCUUUUGCAUUUGAGGGCUUAAAUAAUUUUUACUAGAAACAGUUUUAAAAAUAAAUUGGGUGAACUGUUUGUGUUUACCCUAUACCUUUUUGACUUUUCUUUUUUUAACAAAAAAGUAUUUAAAUCCUUUAUGCAGAGUAGUCUUAAAACUACCUUGCAUCUGGUAGCAGUUUACUCCCCAGUGGAGGAAAACCACUAAGAUCUGGGUAGUGUGCAUCAAGAUUUCAUUUACAGUCCUGUCUAAAAUUUGCAGUGUGCCAUUUAUGUUUGUAUAUUAUUCACUGUAUGCUUUUUCCAAAGACAGAGUUUUAUAAAUGUUGUAAAGAUUUGGUAAGUUAUAAUUAACUGCUCCUUGGAAAUGUCUAUACAUGUGCCUUAUGGAAAAGAGCUUAAUGAGAAUAUGUGAAAGGUCUGUUUAAAGCUUGUUGAAUUUUAUUAAAAAGCUCUAUUUUAAAUGACUUUUUUUUACUUUCAUACUUAAAUACUUCAUAUUAGAAGAACUCAUGGCUAAUAUAUAAAUGAGAUGUGAAAUAAAGUAACUUUAAAGGCA
Colius striatus (speckled mousebird) is the source of this 1248-nucleotide messenger RNA. RefSeq names its product SFT2 domain containing 1 (gene SFT2D1). Gene Ontology annotation, biological process: vesicle-mediated transport. The transcript is spliced from 8 exons. The record is from RefSeq and is a predicted model, not a curated record. NCBI's taxonomy places the organism in Eukaryota, Metazoa, Chordata, Aves, Coliiformes, Coliidae. The coding region runs from base 91 to 570 and encodes 159 amino acids. Gene Ontology annotation, cellular component: membrane.